CCGGGCGUGAUUGUUACGCCAUUGCAGACGCGCGGUGGCAUGUCUAAUCAAGAGUAUAAGGAGUUUCUGAAUCGAGCAAAGGCCACUCAUUUGCUGGGCCGAGCUGGGGAACCUCAGGAGGUAGCUCAUUCAAUAGCUUUUCUGGCCAGUUCUGCCUCCUCAUUUACAACAGGCGAACUACUUAUGGUGGAUGGUGGGCGGUCUGUGAUGACGCCUCGUUGA
Molecule: messenger RNA, 222 nt
Organism: Protopolystoma xenopodis
Lineage: Eukaryota; Metazoa; Platyhelminthes; Monogenea; Polystomatidea; Polystomatidae
Source: the annotation of a GenBank genome assembly